AUGCCUCAUUAUUCAGUGAAACAAGUAUAUCAAAAGCUAGUUGGAGAUAGACCUAAGGUCCAUUGGGAUAAACUUGUGUGGAAUAGGCUCAGUACUCCCAAACACAGAUUUAUUGCUUGGUUGACAAUACAAUCCAGAUUACAAACUACAGCUAAGUUAGCUAGUAUUGGCAUCAGCAAUUCCUCUAGCUGUCUCAUUUGUGGACAAGGUGAUGAAACUCAUCAUCAUCAUCUGUUUUUUGAGUGUUCUUAUAGCAGGCAAUGCCUGACAGAGUUGAAAACAUGGCUGGGUAUUAGAACUGCAGCAACUGAUCUCUACCUUCUAUACAGAUCCAUCAGACAUGGCAGAAGCUCUAAGUUUAGAAAGCAGGAACUCAGUGUUUUGGGAUUGUUGUAUCCCUACUGUCAAGAGUACUAUAGGUGCUUUGAAGCAAGCAGUGAGAAGCAGAAUUCAGGCAGUUAUGCCUAA
This is a messenger RNA of Spinacia oleracea (spinach), 468 nucleotides long. RefSeq lists its product as uncharacterized. The record is from RefSeq and is a predicted model, not a curated record. NCBI's taxonomy places the organism in Eukaryota, Viridiplantae, Streptophyta, Magnoliopsida, Caryophyllales, Amaranthaceae. The coding region runs from base 1 to 468 and encodes 155 amino acids. The transcript is spliced from 2 exons.